Schistosoma turkestanicum is the source of this 1313-nucleotide messenger RNA. The record is from the annotation of a GenBank genome assembly. Lineage: Eukaryota; Metazoa; Platyhelminthes; Trematoda; Strigeidida; Schistosomatidae.
UGCUUCCUCUCCAUUGCUUACACCACACCCUACUGCCCUGAAACAAACAAACAGAUUCAAAUCACGCAACAUGCAAACUCUCAAACAACUGACAACUGACUAGAUUUAGUAUAGUCGAGUAGCUAUAGCCACAUCCAUUGGACACUACCAAAUACCUUAAACCGUACCGAAAGAACACGAAUCGAGCUCAAAGAAAUCAAUUGAUUUAUACUAGCUUGUGAAAAGGAUAUUGGAUAUUGGAUUGCGUGCAAGUUUUGAUUCUUGUCCUCAAUGUCCUUGGUGCCGAAGGCUGAUCAUAUAUGGCCAUGGCAGUACAUGUUCCCGCCAUUUUUUACUCUCCAACCAAAUGUUGAAACCCGUCGCAAACAAAUUAACGCAUGGUGCCAGUUAGUCCUUGAUUAUUUUCAAAGUCGAAAGCAGUUCUCACUGAGCGUUGCAAGUAUUCGUGACCCUUCCUGUCCGCUUUUUAAUAAUAAAAGUAUUCAGCGCUCAGCCAGCCCAGAACUGGUCGACCUCAUUCUAACUGAACUUCACAAGCGUGGGAAUCUUGAAUGGUCUGACAGAUCACAUACCAAUGCCAAGAUUAUAUGGCGAACUCCUGAAGAAUGGGCUGAUCUUAUCGCGAAAUGGGCUCGAUCCACUGGUCAUGGGAAUUCAGUUUGUACAUUUUACGAAUUGACUGACGGUGACGAUACAAAACAAGAAGCUUUUCAUGGUUUAGAUAUAUCCAUUUUAACAAAUGCAAUAACUGUUCUUCAGAAACGAGGUCAAGCUGAAUUAAUGGGAGGAGAAGGUGUAAAGUUUUUCUGCUAGUCUUCUUUACUCAUAGUUUUUUUUUUAAGUAAAUUUUGCAAUUCAACAAUAUAGUGGUUGUUUUGUUUUUUUGGAAAAUUUUUUUUCUAUUUUCAAAGCAAAAAAUAAUCUCAAAAUCAUGAAUUUUUUGUUGACUUUCGGCUAUUAAAAAAAAACUGUAAAAAUUGUUUUCCAAUUGUCCUAACUAACCAUAAUACAUGAGGACAAUAGUAAACGUUAUAUGAAUUAAAGUUCGGACUUAUUUUUUUGUUCUUGGUAACAAUCCAGUCCAUAAGCUGAAGUGUGAAUAAUUUUGGUGAUUCUGUAGGCCUUUAUUUUAGCUUCCUUUUUUUAACUAGUGAUCCUUUCCUAAACACUGUUGUUACUGAUUAAAGCUUGUAUGUACAUAUAUACUAAUAGAAAAUAAAUUUCAUUCCACUAAUCUAAUAAAAACUUUCUUUCAGAGUUCAUUGACUGUUUCACUUGUUUUGCUAUUCACAUUGGCUGUGUGUAUAUGUACA